Messenger RNA from Paraphaeosphaeria sporulosa, 837 nucleotides. RefSeq lists its product as uncharacterized. The transcript has 4 exons. Gene Ontology annotation, biological process: mycotoxin biosynthetic process. NCBI's taxonomy places the organism in Eukaryota, Fungi, Ascomycota, Dothideomycetes, Pleosporales, Didymosphaeriaceae. Bases 1 to 837 code for a protein of 278 amino acids. The record is from RefSeq and is a predicted model, not a curated record.
AUGCCAUUUGAGAUGCCCACCCCCUACUCAUCAACCGAGCGAGAUGAUUCAGAGGACGGUCUCCUCGAGGACGAGAAGAGAGGCAGGAUAAUCAUCCCCAGACGACGCACUCUCUUCAACCGCUGGUGGAGUUGGUUCCUCCAAGCUCUGGCCUUCACUUGCUCAUUGACGCUAUAUAUCCUAUCGCGCUACCAGGAACCUUCCAACGCUGCUUGCACGCGAAAACUGAACACCUGGUCGCCAGCUUUUGAAGCAGUAGAGUACCACGAGACGAACUUCCGCGGCGAAUUCGAGGAGCCGUCCCCGUGGCGCGGUACACCAACCCCAGAGCUCGACUGGCAAUGGGAGGAAUUGAUCGAAGGCAGCGCUUUCGAAAUCCCUCCGGAAAACCUCCACCUGUUCAACAUAAGCGCGGCGACCCUGCCGAAACUAUAUCACACGGCGUCGGGCGGCCUAGCGGCGUCAGCAUGGGGCUUCCACCAGAUACACUGCGUGAAUGUCCUGAGGCAGAUCAGCUACAAAGAGGAGUACUAUAAGCAGGGUCGCCUUCCGCAGAUCCUCACGCAGGAGCCGGGCUACCGUCGCAAGCACGUUGACCACUGCAUCGAGCUCCUGCGGCAAGAUCUAGUCUGUCGGACAGACGUGACGCCGUAUUUCAUACUGAAUCCGCUGCCGGGGACGCCGCCGGAAGCGCUGAAGGUGGACUUCUCGGUGCACAAGAAGUGCAGAGAUAUCAAUCAGGUGAAGAAGUGGGUGAGGGGGAACAUCGUGAUUGAGAGCUUCAAGGAUCCGUUUGUGAAGGAGCUGGAGUUUACGCCUGCGACGAUCAACAUAUAG